Pungitius pungitius (ninespine stickleback) is the source of this 3538-nucleotide messenger RNA. RefSeq names its product SERTA domain-containing protein 4. NCBI's taxonomy places the organism in Eukaryota, Metazoa, Chordata, Actinopteri, Perciformes, Gasterosteidae. Bases 420 to 1619 code for a protein of 399 amino acids. The record is from RefSeq and is a predicted model, not a curated record. The transcript is spliced from 5 exons. Gene Ontology annotation, cellular component: nucleus.
GAGAGAUGCUUCGCGCGCGGGCACAGUGACGCAAACGCGCGCGCUUAAUGAUAAGUAUUUAGACAACUGGGUAAUUAGCUGGUAAUUGCAGUGGCGGGUAGUUAAAACAGUCGCGGUGCGUUAGUGCAGAGCACGUAGUGGCGUUUAUUCACGGGGACGCUUCUUUUUUCUUCUUCUUUUCCAUCGACGCGCUUUUGGAUUUUCUUGAACGACAAAAAGCAAGCAGCGUGGAUCCGAGAACGAGGUCCGAACCAUCGCAGACAGUGCUCUCCAUUAUUGCCGCUUUGAUUGGUCACGCGGCGCCUCGCAGACGCCGCUAUCGCAGACGAGCAUCUUGUUAACGUGCAGCGCAUCGCUGGGAAAGCAAUGCGCCGGAUGCUCGUUGAUCCAUCGACACAACACCCGAAUCGGAGAGAGAGAUGACCCUAGUUCUGUCCAUGAAUCCUUUCCUGGACCCAGAGGGAGACCCUCCUCUCUCCACCUACCGGCCCGCCUGGGACGCCGAGCGCUGCGCCGCGUCGCGCCGGUCGAGCGCGCCGCCGCCUCCGCCUCCGCCGCCGCCGUGCGCCUCCGCGGAGCCGCCCACGCGAGAAUCCCCCUGCAGGCGAGUUCCUGAUCGCGUGUCGGUGUCGAGGAUCGCGUACUUCAAGAGGAAGUUUGUUGAGGAUGACGAGCCUCGAUUCAGCUUCAGGACGUACUGCCAAACGGUGGCGCCGGUCCUGGAGGAGCGCGCCCACGUGCUGCGCCUCUCCCUGGAGAAGAUGCGCUUCAUCGACGACCCCGAGGCCUUCCUGCGGCGCUCCGUCCUGGUCAACAACCUCCUGCGGCGCCUGCGGGCUGAGAUCCUCCUCCAGAGCACCGACUGGUGCUUCCCGCCCAACCCGGCGUUUGCCGGCGGCUCCUGCGCCCCGGCGCCCGGCGCCAACCCCGCCGGCCAGGCGCUCCACGGCGCCCUGCCCGCCCGGAUCUGCCUCGCACCCCAAGCCGGGCCGCCCUUUCGUAAGCGCUUCCGGGUGGUCCGCGGGGGGCAGGGGGACCUCCGCCCCGACUGCGCCCAGACCUGCUGCUGCAUCUACGCCGCGGCCGCCGCCGCCGCGGCGGGACACUACCUCCACCUCCCGUUCUCCGUGUACGACGCAGCUCUCUCGGCCUGCCCGACCACGCCGCACUCUUCCCCUUUUUUUCAACUAGCCGGCCAUAGUAAGUUAGGGAUGACAGUGGCCAGAGAAGAGCAUGAAGAUGAGGAGGAAGAUGAUGAAGAGGAGGAGGAGGAGGAGGAGGAAGAGGAAAAUGAUGAAGGGGAGGAGGAGGAGGAGGAGGAGGAGGAGGAAGAGGAGGAGGAUGAUAGAGUAGAAGCUGGUCCUUCCCUGGAUGUUGUUAAGGACAAGUCGAGCCGGAAAAGUAGGACUAAGAGCUCGCUGGGACACACAAGGACAAAGGAGGACACCCGCAUGGCGGAAGGGGGGAAGGAGGGAGAGGAGGGGCCGCAGGAGGAAGAGGAGGAGGAGGAGGAGGAGGAAGGUGGGCAGGAGGUGAGACCUCGUCAGUCGGACUCUAAGGCCACGGUAAAGGAGCUCCACAAGGUGAGCUCCUGGCACCGCAGGCCUCAGAGACAAUGACUGGGCUCCACGAGUCACUUCAGCCUGUUGGAGCGAAAACGCCAGCUGUCUUCAGUUGAAGAACAUUUCUCCUCGUAGCAGACGAAGCUGUGAGCCCCCCCCCCGUUCCCUCCCCCACAAGAUAUUAACGUCAGGUCAGCUUUAUUUGAAACGACCCUCAACCCCACAUCGCUAAUGUUUAUGGUCAAAUGAAGAAACAAAAUCAUGCAGAUGGCUCCGGGUCGGUCUGGGGACAUUUUUAUCAAACUAGUUGUAGGCCAAGGUCACGCAAGGUCACGCAAGGUCACGUAUGGUGGGAUAAUAAAUCCCACGAGUGAGGUAAACAGAGCCUGUGGAGUGAAGGCUGGUGGAGUUGGGAAGUCUGUGCUUCUGUGUGCGUGCGUGUGUGUGUGUGUGUGUGCGUGCGUGUGUGUGUGUGUGUGUGUGUGUGUUUGCAAGAUCUGAUGUAGCAUUUUAAAACUUGAUUUCAAAGCAAUUCUUUUUAUGUCGAUUCCGACGCCGUCUCUGGCGUUCAAAUGACUUCAAGAGACAACGAUCGUAAACAUUGGAAACAUCAAAUCACAAGUUCAAGUGCCUUAGUGUUUUUAUGGCUCCAUGUAGAUUUGCGUGUUAUUGUAUUUGUUCUCAUUACUUACUUCGUAUCUGGCGGGCCCGCGUUCCACUGAAACACAAUCAAUGCGUUCCGUUUGUUUCACUUCAAAAUGCAUGUUUUCCUCGUCUUGGCGGUGGUGGUGGUGGGGGGGGGGGGGGUCGUUGAAGUCUUCGAGGAGGCGGGGUGGCGUGCGAGCCCUUCUCUCUGCUCGUGCGGGUCCGUCCGGUGAUGAGCGGAGGGUCGUCACGACGACGGCAAGCCCGCAAAAAAAACCAAAAGUUGCUGCAGGAUGUGAAGACGAUCCGAGUCCGUCUUCUGAUGGUUGUGUGACGCACCCGAAGCCCGAGGGACCAGCGAUGGAGGCUCUCAUAAGGGGAAUCAUUCCUGCCACGUGUCCUAACUUUUUUUUUUUUUUCUUUUUUUUGGGGGGGGGGGGGGAUGUAUAAAAUAACAGCUGUGCACCUACAAUACUGCUUUGACAGCAGUGACACAUCUACAACUAGACAAGUCGAAUAUCCGCCUAUUUCAUUUCUCAAAGUGAUUAAAAAAAUAAAAAUAAUGGUGACUAUCGGUGGUAUUUUUUUAAGUUUAAAAAACAACAACUGACAAAGCAGUUUUUGUUUCUGAGAAAAAGAAAGUGUAAACUGCAAUGCCUGUUAUAAAAAAGAAAAGAAGAGCCACGUCUGCUCUGAUCAUUUUUGUGUGAUGUUUUGUGAAAAGUGUAAAGAUCAGUAAAAGAAAUGUUGAAAAAAAACAACAACAACCCGGAUCGUCCUUUUUUUUCUCCCCCCUCCUUUGCAUCACAACACGUUCAAGGUACAGUGGCGCGCGCGCGCGUGGGUGUGUGCGCGCUCGUUGCCCCCCAUCCGUCUGAUGCUCAGCGGAGUGCAGCCCCCACACCUCGCUGCUCGCGCCUCAGCGUCUCUCAGGUGUCGCCGCGCCGCUCAAUUCCUGUUAAUCUCUUUGACAUUAUACGCCGAGAGCAGUCACCUCCACACUCCUCCCUGCACCCCCUGUCCCACCCGUGGACACGCGCACACACACGCACACACACACACACACACUGUAUCCCUGCAGCCCAGAGAUGAGCCAGGGACGUACAAAACAAAGCACUUCUUCAUUCAUGAUUUCUCGUUGUUAUGACCGCAGCAGAUGCUGUGUGUGUGUGCGCGCGCGUGUGUGUGUGCGCGCGCGCACAGCGCUGGCAUUACUGGGCUUUAGGUUGAAUGUUCCUUUGAUCCAGUAAUAGUGUUCACCAUGUGCACCCUAAUUACGGGAUUAUUUCUAAUGCUCAGCAGGUUUUUGUGUGACUGCUGCAGUUCGCCUU